Messenger RNA from Chroicocephalus ridibundus (black-headed gull), 3011 nucleotides. It is a transcript of the gene ACSBG2, whose product is annotated as acyl-CoA synthetase bubblegum family member 2. Gene Ontology annotation, molecular function: long-chain fatty acid-CoA ligase activity. The transcript has 15 exons. The coding region runs from base 203 to 2419 and encodes 738 amino acids. NCBI's taxonomy places the organism in Eukaryota, Metazoa, Chordata, Aves, Charadriiformes, Laridae. The record is from RefSeq and is a predicted model, not a curated record. Gene Ontology annotation, cellular component: membrane; endoplasmic reticulum.
GCUGGGGCUUCCUUAAGCGGCUGCGGCGUGUGGGGUGAGGAGCCGCUUCCAAUUGCGAGGCAGGCAGCACAUGACAUAAGAUGCUCCAGAUCUGCCUCCUGGGCGCUAGUUUAAAAAUAAAGGAUAUUACACAUCCUCUUCCUCCUCCUCCUGCUGCCGGGCGCCGGUGCGGAGCCGCUGCGGGAGCGGCCGGACAAAGGCGAUGCGGGGGACGGUGCUGUGUGAGUCAGAGGCAGGGAUGGCACUCGCGGAACCCGUCCCUGCGGUUUAUUGUAACUCGGAUCCUGCCGGGAACUGCGAGGUGUCGCUGGACGAUGUACGGCUCAACUCUUCUGCUAGAGCUGUGGAGGUCCCCGGCCCCGAGCCCGUUGAAGAGAGGAAGACGGAGGGAUGUCGGAUGGACACGCUUGGCUCCAAAGCGGCCUCUUCGCCUGCUGCCUCCGGCGUGUGGACAACGCGACGAGACGGGGAGGUCAGGCUGCGGCUGGAUGAGCGGGGCGUAGGCAGCGAGGCGCCAAAGACGGUUCACGAGCUGUUCCGGGAAGCCGUUAGCCGAUACGGCGAUUAUUACGCCCUCGCAUCCAAAAAGGGCGGCCAGUGGACAAAGCUAACGUACAAGAUGUACUAUGAGGAGUGCUGGAAAGCAGCAAAAAGCUUUCUGAAGCUGGGGCUGGAGCGUUUCCAUGGAGUGUGCAUCUUGGGGUUUAACUCUGCGGAGUGGUUUAUUGCGGACAUCGGAGCUAUCCUCGCAGGCGGAUUUGCUGUUGGUAUCUACACUACAAACUCUCCUGAGGCCUGUCAUUACGUAGCAGAGAACUGUGGCGCUAACGUUGUGGUUGUGGAAAACCAUAAACAGCUGCAGAAAAUCUUAGAGAUUCAGCAUAAACUACCUCAUCUGAAAGCUAUUAUCCAGUAUGGGGAAGAGCUAAAAGAGAAGAGGCCAAAUCUGUACUCGUGGAGUGAGUUCAGGGACCUUGGCAAAGAUGUUCCAGACGCUCAGCUCCGUGAAAUCAUUGACUCGCAGAAGCCUAACCAGUGCUGUACGCUCAUAUAUACCUCGGGGACGACGGGGCAGCCAAAGGGAGUGAUGCUCAGCCACGACAACCUGACGUGGACGGCGGUGGCGGCAGGGCGGUUCAUCAUGCUGACGGAUGCUAAAGAAAAGCAGGAGCUGGUGGUCAGCUACCUGCCCCUCAGCCACAUCGCUGCGCAGAUGUCGGAUAUUUGGUCGGCAAUGGCAUUCGGCGCACAAGUUUUCUUUGCUCAGCCGGACGCAUUAAAGGGCACCUUGGUGGACACCCUGCGGGACGUGAGGCCAACUGCUUUUCUGGGAGUUCCUCGCGUCUGGGAAAAAAUGGAAGAAAAAAUGAAAUCCAUCGGCGCAAAAUCGUCAACGCUCAGAAGAAAAGUGGCGUCGUGGGCCAAGGGAGUCGGGCUGCAGACAAACCUGAAGCGGAUGAACGGGUACUCUGAAGUGCCGGUGAAUUUCCGCUUAGCCAGGCACUUGGUGUACAAGAAGGUGCGAAAGGCCAUUGGGCUGGACCGAUGCACCAAGUGCUAUACGGGGGCCGCCCCCAUCUCCAGGGAGACGCUGGAAUUUUUUUUAAGCCUGAACAUUCCCGUGUUGGAGCUGUACGGCAUGAGCGAGAGCUCGGGGCCUCACACGAUCUCUCUACCUCACGCGUUCAAGCUGGGCAGCUGUGGGAAGGAAGUCACAGGCUGCCGGACGCUGAUUCAUAAGCCCGACGGAGAUGGCAGCGGGGAGAUCUGCUUCUCGGGGAGGCACAUCUUCAUGGGCUAUUUGAACAUGGAAGAAAAAACCAGAGAGGCGAUUGAUGAAGAUGGCUGGCUGCAUUCCGGUGACCUGGGCAAGCAUGAUAAGGAUGGAUUCCUCUACAUCACGGGCAGAAUUAAAGAGCUCAUCAUCACUGCGGGAGGUGAGAACGUUCCUCCCGUUCCAAUCGAGGACGCUGUAAAAGAUGCUGUUCCCAUCAUCAGCAACGCGAUGUUGGUGGGAGACAAAGCGAAAUUCCUUGCUAUGCUUCUAACGCUAAAGUGCAAUGUCGAUGUCGAAACGGGGGAGCCAGGAGACGAUCUCACUCCAGAGGCUGUGGAUUACUGCCAGAAACUGGGCAGCAAGGCCACCAAAGUCUCCGAAAUCAUCAGCAGCAACGACAAGGCGGUCUACGCGGCCAUCCAGAAGGGGAUUUCGGCAGUCAACGAGGGAGCCGUCUCGAAUGCUCAGAAAGUCCAGAAGUGGGUCCUUCUGGAGAAGGACUUCUCCCUCUUUGGGGGCGAGCUUGGCCCGACGAUGAAGCUGAAGCGCCCGGUGGUGGUGCAGAAGUACAAAGACCAAAUCGCUCAGUUCUACGCGGAUGUGGAUACAGCGACCGCGACAGCCAACGCUCUCCGGCAGUAGCGCGGAGCUUUGUGCUGCGGACUGAAGCGAAGCCUGGGGGGGCUCCCUGGGCCUGUUGAAAUAAAGGGGCUCAGUAACCGCGCAGUCCCUCUGCAUCCUGUCACUGUCCAUCUUUUGGCCCUCGUACUGCAGCGUCUCAAGCGUGUUCGUGCUCAGUGUCUCCCUGUGUCUGUGCUGAGAUAGCCCUGAACAUCUCCGCUUUGUAUUUUUUUUGUCUUUCCAUUUUUUAUAAGGGCAAUACAAUGUUUACCGUAAAUCCAUAUUACACGUUAUGUUUUAACCAAAGUUUUCUUUUCCUGAGCUUGAAUGUAAACCAAUCAGGACCUGCAAUCUUCCCGCGGAGGGAGAAAGGCAGAUGUCUUUUUAUAGCGGUGUCUGUUUAACUGCAUGCUGAUGACAUCUGCAUUAUUUUAAGUCUCUUUCCCCACACCCUGGCUCCUGUCGAAGAUGACGAAUGCUGCCUGACUGCACAUGCUGGCUCGGCGUGUGUGCGGCACCUCACCUUUGCUGGGUUUGUCUGUGCAAUAUUUUGGGUCCGUUUUAUCUUUUUGAGUUGUAAUGAAGCCAUAAAUUGUAUUGUUGAAGUGGUGUA